Messenger RNA from Stegastes partitus (bicolor damselfish), 4533 nucleotides. RefSeq names its product forkhead box protein J3. The transcript is spliced from 13 exons. Gene Ontology annotation, molecular function: RNA polymerase II cis-regulatory region sequence-specific DNA binding; DNA-binding transcription factor activity, RNA polymerase II-specific. Gene Ontology annotation, biological process: regulation of transcription by RNA polymerase II. Gene Ontology annotation, cellular component: nucleus. Lineage: Eukaryota; Metazoa; Chordata; Actinopteri; Pomacentridae. The coding region runs from base 518 to 2431 and encodes 637 amino acids. The record is from RefSeq and is a predicted model, not a curated record.
CCGGGAUCUUCACGUUGCUUGAGCGCAAACGCGAAUAGCGGGUCGAGUUCCUGCCGUCAUGACUGUCGAGUGACCAAGAGCAGCGGUCAGCCGGACGGGCCGCAGGAGCUCCGAGCCCGCAAGCCCCCCACGAGUGACAGCGCCGGAGCCACCGCGGGGAGCUUUUGUCUUCGAGCGGGGAAUUUUUUUUCAAGUGCAGAAUCGGCGUCUGGAGCUUCUGAAAGCAGAAAAAAAAAGAAGAAGAAGAAGAGCCGGUUCAUAUUCACCACGUACCACGCGGCGGCCAUUGCAGUGGCUAAAUGAAGAACUUGUGAACAUGCACGAGGGAAGGACUCUACCUUUCACUUCGGUGACUUCCCCAGAUGCUUUGGCCCAAAGAAAGAUGGAAAGGAAUGGGAAGAGCUUGAGCCAAGACUGCUGCACAGAACCCAUUCAGUGAGCCAACAGGAGAUCCUCCAUACGCCACGUCGCUGAGCCUCGCACCUUUCCCCUUUCGACCCCUUUACCAACGAGCACUAUGACCUCCGAGCUGGAGAGCAGCCUCACUUCGAUGGACUGGCUUCCCCAGCUCAGCAUGAGGGCAGCCAUCCAGAAGGCGGACGCGGGCCACCACCACGGCCACCACCACCACGGACACCACCACCACCACCACCACCACCACGCGCACCACCACGGGCACGGGCCCGGCAAGAAGAUUGUGCAUUUGGACCCGGGGACGACGCUGGACCAGGAGGAAGCCGCGCAGCACAGAGAUGGUAAACCUCCGUACAGCUACGCCAGCCUCAUCACCUUCGCCAUCAACGGCUCGCCGCGCAAACGGAUGACGCUCAGCGAGAUCUACCAGUGGAUCUGUGACAACUUCCCCUACUACAGAGAGGCGGGCAGCGGCUGGAAGAAUUCUAUACGACACAACCUGUCCUUGAACAAGUGUUUUCUCAAAGUGCCUCGCUCCAAAGACGACCCUGGAAAAGGUUCCUACUGGGCCAUAGACACCAAUCCUAAAGAAGACACAGUCCCCAGCCGGCCAAAGAAGAGACCACGCUCCGGAGAACGAGCAUCAACUCCUUACAGUCUGGAGUCAGAGUCCCUGAGGAUGGACUGCAUCAUGUCAGGAGGAGCUUCCCCGACUCUGGCUAUCAAUGCUGUGACCAACAAGGUAGCGCUGUACAACCCGGAGGCAGAAGGCAGCGAGAGUCCAGGAAGUCUGGGCAGCCUGAGCAACAGCCUCUCAGAGCAGAGUUUGGCGUCCGUCAACCUGAACAACCUGAGCACGGCCGUCAGCAGCGGCGGCAACGUCCACAGCUACACGCCGGUGAGCAGCCACUCGGAGCCUUCAUCUCAGUCCCUGAGCCUCCAGCAGCCCACCCAGCCGCCGCCGCCGCCUCCUCCGCCCCCGCAGCCUCAGUACGGUUUGCCCGUCCCGGAGUCACGGGACAAGCAGCUCUGCUUCUCGGACUUUGAGGACCUCAGCGCUUCCUUCCGCAGCCUUUACAAAUGCGUCUUUGAGCAGUCGUUCUCGCAGCAAGCAGGUUUGAUGAGUAUUCCCGGCGACUCCAGCCAGCAGGCCCGGACCGCCUGCUCCUACCAGCACUCUCCCGGCGCGGGAAGCGGCGGCGGCGGCCACCACCACCAACACAACCACAGCCAGACGUCCCACCACCCGCACCACCCUCACCUCUCCCCCCACUCGGCCCACAGUCAGCACCAGACUCACGCUCAGCACCAACAGCACUCUGGUCAUUCCCAGCAGCACCCGUCUCUCUCCCACCAGAGUCACACGGUACAGAACUGCCCCACAACAGGCAUGUCGUCGGACUGGUACCCCAACCUGGACUGGCUGAAGGAGAGCUGCCGCAUCGCUACCAGCUACAACUGGGCCGACGUCGACCUCUCCCCGUUUCAAGGUUUAAAGGAGAGCAUGCGGCAGGCUGAGCUCAACAACUGGACUCUGGACGCCGCCCAGAUGGCCGACCUGUGUUCCUCCAUUAACCAGUUCUUCACGGCCACGGGGGUCAUCCCCCCUCAGGGCGCCGCCCACCCACAACCUCAGGUCCAACACCCGACACCACCGGGAGCGCCACAGCACCCGUCUCAGCCGCACGGGGCCAUGCACCCAAAACCCAGCCAUCACAAUCAGCACGGGCAACACAACCAACACAACCAACAUAUCAGCACGGGGAACAUGUACAUGGACUCGAGACAGAACAUUUCUUCUCUGAUGGGCCCUCCAGGAUAUCCUCACAUGCCUCCCAUGAGCAGCACGACUCCCGCCAUGACAGGUGACUCCUCCAUCGCUCUCUUAACAGGUCAUCACAGCCAGCUGAGCCAGCAGCAGCAACAACACUCGCUGCCUCCGGGACACUUUCAGGUGAGACGCAUGCUCGCUGCCGACGACAUCCAGGAUGAUUUCGACUGGGACUCCAUCGUCUAAGCAAACGGAGCGAUGAAAAGGAGGGACCGCAAAUAAAAAAAGGGGGCGACACAGAGGUGGAGGUGUGAUGUUAGUGAGGUAUGGAACUGACCAACCUUUCACCUGUGCGAAGAAACAGACGACAAUCCAACAAAAACACAAACGGAAAGUAAUUUUUCUAAUCGUGCUGGCCUUUUUUUUUUUCUUCUUCUUCUUCUUCCUGAUACAAGCAGUUGAUGAGUCUAAAGACAAUCAUUUAAAAAAACAAACAGAUGGGAUGGACUGUGUUGGACGAAGAUAUAUCGUCCAAACGGCCAACAAAAAAAAAAAAAAAAAGGACGUCUGAAGCUCUCCGAAUUGUCUCACGUCGUGUCCCCCAGUGCCAACAGGGUUACAAGUCGCCAAAGUGUUGUCAAAUCGUCUGUGAAUUGUUUUUCUUUUCUUCUUUUUUUUUUUUUUCUUAAUUCUGUUCCCUGCUACAACUCGUGUCCCAUGUCUGCAAAAGUUUCACGACUGAAAUGAACAGAAAACUUCUCCAAACUCUCUGCAGAAAAUCACACUUUCUUUCACUGAGCAUGUCCAAAUAUUUCAUCCUCUCUUCCUUCUUCUUCUUUUAUUUUCUUUUUCUCUCCACUCUGUUACUGGGCAUCUGUGUGGCUGUGGGUCUUAACAGUUAGAAAGAAGGAAGUAAUGGUGCAUCAGCCUGAAUCGGGGAUGGAUGCAGCACCACCUGCUGGUUAAAACAGGCACUGGUUUUGCUUUGUUUGCUUAAAAAAAAAAAAAAAAAAAAGAUCUAUGCACCACAAUGUUCCUGAUCUUUGUUCAGUCAGCGGAUUCCAAACUCUUUUCAGUCUGUUUUGUCAUUAACAUGCCAUGUGUGUGUGUGUGUGCAGCGGUCCAUGGUGCCAUGUUCUCAGGGUGUAAUAUUCACAUACAUCUUCACAUUUACAUCUCUAUAUGUGAGGUUAACUGUGUGUCGUACGGUGCUGUCGGUGUUCAGUUCCUGUUGGCUAACAGCAAGCAUCCCCGUGACUGUGGUCGAAAGAUUUUUUUUAGAAAAGAAAAUCUUCAUUCUGUCAGCUGUAUAAGCUAAAUAAUACAAAAAUACUGUGGAAUAAGCUUUUCAGUAGCUCAAAUAACAGCCACUAAUUUAAGUGUUAACGAGACGCUGGCUAGACUUCGUCAACAUUAAUACAUCUGAGAUAUAAUUUUUCUCUAGUUUUUGGGGGAAGUGCAUAUCAUUUAGGCAGAGAGACAGAGAGAGAGAGAGGGCCGGUCGUGAUUUCAAGAUGCCUCAUUUAGGAGAAGACGAGCAGUUUUUUGCACAACACCGAGCUUGAUAGCAUCUAGUGAAUGGCAGAAGUAAAAGAAAAUUUUUUCUUUGUUUGUUUCCAAAAGACAUUUAAAAAAAAACAAAAAAAAACAGAUCAGCAAGGGAGCAAAGACUAAACGCUUUGUUUUGUUUUUUUUCACUGUGAUGUUAAUUUUGUCUGUGUGUACAAGUGUGUAUAGUCCUCUCUGAUUUCCUUUAGCAUACAGCUUCAUACAGCUCAAAAAAAUGCAUAAGAAACAAAAAUGAAUUUCUUUGUAUUAACGCUUUAAGGUCUCCGCAUUUCCGCACAGCGAAAUACGGGACGUUAAGGCGCUUUAUGGUUUGGAAGAUCUCAGUGAUUGUUCAGGUGGUCUAAACAAGGUCUUAUUGUAGGAAAAAAAAAAAGAAAAAAAGAAAAAUACUCUUUAUUAUUACCAUUUAAUGCUGUAUUACAGUGACCAGCAUAUAUAUCUUCUAUGUUUGUGUGUUGUUGUCCUUGUAAAUAACGGUAUGUUACUCCUCUGUUUGCCCUUGAAAAACACGGACUGAUAUAAAAAAAAAAAAAAAAAGGAAACAACAGCAAAUGGAGACUGUAUUUUUUUUUUUUUUUGUUAUUUGUCCUUCAGGAGAAACGCAUUAUGUACAUACCUUCAGUUUAUUGUAAAUAAGUGAUUUAAAAAAAACAAAAAACAACAACAACAACUGGCAUUGGCAUUUUGUGUGUCAUAAAUAAUCUGUGUAUGGCGGUUCAACAGUUAAAAAUCUGUUUCAGUGUUUAUUAAAAUGUCAUGGACCAUUUUUACUGCGCUAA